UAUAGCAUAUAAAGUACACUUCUCGCUCCGUCAAGCCAAAAACCCUCAAGAGGAGAGUGUGUGAGCAGCAAAAAUGGUGCAGCGUCUUGUAUACCGUUCGCGUCACAGCUACGCCACCAAAUCGAACCAGCACAGGAUCGUCAAGACCCCAGGUGGUAAAUUGACAUACCAGACCACCAAGAAGCGUGCAAGUGGACCCAAGUGCCCCGUUACCGGCAAGCGUAUUCAGGGUAUCCCUCACUUGAGGCCUGCUGAGUACAAGAGAUCCCGAUUGUCCAGAAACAGAAGGACCGUGAACCGUGCCUAUGGUGGUGUGUUGUCCGCUCUUGCUGUUAGAGAAAGAAUCGUUCGUGCUUUCCUUGUUGAGGAGCAAAAGAUAGUGAAGAAGGUGUUGAAGCUUCAAAAGGCCAAGGAAAAGGUUGCUCCCAGGAGCUAGAUCCUCUUAGCUUUUUUUUAAAACACUGUCUACUUGCCAAAUUCUAAAACUUUUUGUAUUCGUUUGCUUGACUUUGUCGACAUUUCUCAAAUGUUUGGUUAUGGUUUCUCUUUCAAAUGCUGCGUUUAACAAAUCACGCUUU
Molecule: messenger RNA, 578 nt
Organism: Brassica oleracea var. oleracea
Lineage: Eukaryota; Viridiplantae; Streptophyta; Magnoliopsida; Brassicales; Brassicaceae
Product: 60S ribosomal protein L34-2
Exons: 4
Coding region: 74-436 (120 amino acids)
Biological process (GO): translation; ribosome biogenesis
Cellular component (GO): cytosolic large ribosomal subunit; ribosome
Molecular function (GO): structural constituent of ribosome
Source: RefSeq, a predicted model, not a curated record